Molecule: messenger RNA, 2514 nt
Organism: Rhopalosiphum padi (bird cherry-oat aphid)
Lineage: Eukaryota; Metazoa; Arthropoda; Insecta; Hemiptera; Aphididae
Exons: 3
Coding region: 445-2097 (550 amino acids)
Source: RefSeq, a predicted model, not a curated record
CGGCGUCGUGUGUGAGUGUAAACGGCCGAGAUGGACUGGUUAUGGCCGAGAGUGUGUGAGUGUGUGCAUCGCAGUCGCUGUAGUAGUAGUACGGUCGGCACUACUCGCUACCAACCGGCCGAGUGCGUUCGAAAACACGACACGACGCUGUCCGUCGUUUCUUUAUUCUCGCGGUACGGGUUCGCGCGCGUAUGAUAUCGUAGUAUGGCCAGUAUAUUAUCGUCAUGGGCACCGAGUGCGACCGGCUUCGAUGUUAAAAUAAUACAAUAACAAUAUCGUACGUAAGGUAUCCGCCGGCUGGUCCGUUUUUAUUCAAUCCAAUUUUCUCGACGAAUCCGAGGUCCGUUUAGUCGCGUUACGUCGGCAACAGUACGUAACAAUCGUUAUUCGCCCAGCAGACGUUGUCAUGACUCAUGGUGUUGCCAGCGAGCGUCCGGACGAAACAUGGACACGGCCUCCGACAUAAGUCAGAUUGAUAAUGAAAUAAUCAGAUUAAAAAACGAACUUUCAAGAACAAAAAAUGCAUUGACCAGUCAAAUUAUAAAAAGACAUCAGCUAGUGGCAGAACUGUCACUUAAAGUUGACAAAAAAAACAAUCAACUAAAAGAAUUUCAACGCUCGAAUUUUAAUGAUUUGGGCAAAGUUUUGAGGUCACUGUAUGUGUUCGAGUCUAAAUUGAGAAAAGAACAACAGCAGAUAAGACGGCAAUUAGGAGAGAGAGACUCAGUGAUAAGGCAACAACAAAUAGAAAUUGCAAAAUUGAGACAGAGUCUAGCGCAGUACUGUCAUAAGAAUGAGACGCGUGAGGAUACGGAAAUUUCGAUUUCAAAGCCCGACUUGAUCACAUCUAUCUCUUCACAAUCACACUUAACUGAACCCAUAAAAAAUAAUGAUGGAGAUUCGUCCAAUUCAGAAAAACUCAUAGUGAUACCACCGAAAUUGGAAGGUCCGAGGAAAAAUGUCUUACCGGUUGACACGCGAACUAAGAAAAAUUCAAACAACAAUAUAAACUUUAACAAGAACGUGUACAGUAAAACUGUUACGGACUUAUCUCUCAAUGACAUAUCGUCGUUUCCAAACCCAACACCCAAUAACAACUUAUUUGUUGUGUCUAACUCGAUUUUCUCGAAAAACGAGUUCACAUAUAAUGAAGUCUCUAAAGAGGCGAUAACUUCGGUGAAACAAAACGGCAAGGUGAUUACGUCUGCCCUGAAGAAGGCGGACAAGUAUCCGUCGCCGAAGACCGUGCACUUCGGCAAGACGACUCACAUACCCGAACCCGACGAAGACGGACAGACGGACAUCGUGAAGACGGUCGAGACGUUAUUGCUGCAGCAGUGCGGCGACUCGACCGAAUCGGAGAACGACACGUCGAGCACGGCGUCCACGGAAACGUCGCCGAGCGUGUCGCAGAUGGUCCGGAAGUUUGAGAGCAUAUGCACCACGGCGGCCACGACUUCCGGUUUGGCGACUGGGUCGGACUUGCGGGGCGCAGACCACAACGGCGGCAGUGCAGAUGGGAUGAGGUCACCGACCCUGUCGGUCAACAACGGCGGAAACGACGGGAGCUAUAUCGCGGACGCCGACCUGAGGACGGCUGCCGAGCUGAACGUGAGGACCGACUCGGAACCGGACGUUUGUAGCGGCGGUGGCUGCGCCGUGUCGUUGAGCGACCUGGAUCCCCGGAACAACUUUGAAGAGUUCCGGUUCGAGGACAGCGACCUGGACAAGGAGUACGGUUGUGGCCGACCCGAAGCGGACGGGCUCGAGUAUCCGCCCGGCGACGGUCGGCACGGUUCGUCGUCCGUGGCGGCGGCGGUUACGGCCGCAGCGGCAGCCGCUGUCCUUCUGCGGUCUGCCGGGGACGACGGCGCGUGCUGCGCCGGCCGGGUCAACUACGAGUCGUUCCUGGAAGUGACCGGACUCAGCCAGAAGUCCAUCAUCACCGUGCAGCCCAACAGGAACGCGUACGGGUCGCAUAGGAACGUGCAGAAGCCCAAGGACGUGAAGAGCAGGAAUCGAGCCAAGUCGGCGUCGUUUGACUGCAAGUCUGCGUACCCGGCCGCCGUCAAGUACUGGACCGAACCCUAUCUAUGAGACGGCCGCCAUUAUAAAUAUAGUUACCUUCCUAUUUACUUUAUUUACCUGCACAUACCUAUAGUACUAAGUUAUUGAAUGUUUUUUUUUUUUAAUUUUUAUUGCGUUGAGAGAAUAUUUAAAUUUAUAAUAUUUAUAUAUAUAUAUAUACGCGUUGUUUAUCGAUAUUGGACUUUUAUUACACGAUCAUUAUUGCGCAUAAAUUUGUGCAUUGUGACCUAAUCGAAAUAUUAUUAUAUUAUUAUUAUUAUUCUAAUUAUUAUUAUGUUUAAUUUUAACCAAGCACUGAUAUAAUUUUAACCUGUGGUUGACGUCAAAUAAUCAAACAUUAAAAUUAUAACGUGUUAACGUCAUAAACUCAAGUUUUUGAAUUAAAAAAAUAAAUAUCUAAGCGGAAUGAUUUUUCCGCUCGAACGA